UGACACACACCCCUCCCACCCUCCGCGAUGUCGAGCGCGCCGCCCCAGCCCGUGAACGCGCCCCCGCGCGGGCCCUACCCCUUCUACCUCGGCGGCCUCGCUGCCACCAUCGCCGCCUCCAUCACCCACCCGCUCGACCUGACCAAGGUCCGCCUCCAGGCCUCGGGCGACACCCGCAUGCUCGCCUCCAUCCAGAAGACCUACCGCACCGCGGGCGCCCGCGGCCUCUUCGACGGCAUCACGGGGACGUGGCUCCGCCAGAUGUCCUACUCCGUCUGCCGCUUCUGGGCGUACGACGAGUGCAAGCGCUGGCUCGGCGCGACCAAGGACUCGGGCCCCGGCACGCUCGUCCUCGCAGGCGCCAUGGCGGGCGGCAUCGCGGGCGCGGUGGGUAAUCCGGGCGAGAUCGUCAUGGUCAGACUGCAGGGCGACGCCGCCAAGCCGCCGGAAAAGCAGUUCAAGUACAAGCACGCGAUCGAUGCGCUCGUCAGGAUGACCCGCGAGGAAGGCUUCCGCUCCCUCUUCCGCGGCCUCGGGCCGAACGUGUUCCGCGCGGUGCUGAUGAACGCGAGUCAGAUUCCGGCCUACGACUUCACCAAGUCCCGCCUCCUCGCGGCCGGCUUCGGGGACAGCACGGGGACGCAUGUGAUGGCGAGCGGGGUGGCGGGCACCGUCGCCACGACCGUCUGCUCGCCCGCGGACGUCGUCAAGAGCCGGAUCAUGAACGCGUCCGGGCCCGGCUCGACAUCCUCCAUCGCGGCGAUCCGCACCGCGCUCGCGACCGAGGGGCCGCUGUUUAUGUUUAAGGGCUGGCUCCCCGCCUGGACGCGCCUCCAGCCGACGACGGUGCUCAUCUUCGUGUGCUUUGAGCAGUUGAAGGCCGGGUGGGAUUGGUGGAGGAAUUAGGGGUGGUGGUGGGUUGGUGGGUGAAGGAGAUGGGGGGAUGAGAGGGUCGAGGGGAUGAGAAGGAAGGGGGUGAGACGUGAAAGAGCGGUAGAGGGGUGAGGCGAAAGGAGCUGCUCUGUUCCUUCGAUUACUUACAAGGGUUUGAUGCGAGGGGUGGAGGAUCGGAGGAUGGAGUGGAUGGACGGAGCGGUGGGUGAGGGGAGAAGGGGAGGCGAGCGGCGACGCGCAAUGUACUAUAGAUCUCGGAUGGAUGCGCGGCGUUUUGUAACAGUAUGGCUAGUGUUUUUUAUGUAUGUAUCGUAUCGUUCACGACCCUGUCACUUAUGGAUCGCUCACGAACGCGAGCGAACACGGCGAGGGGACGAGCUCGAGCGGACGAGAAGAUGAAGAUGAGCGAAGAUGACG
Molecule: messenger RNA, 1311 nt
Organism: Schizophyllum commune H4-8
Lineage: Eukaryota; Fungi; Basidiomycota; Agaricomycetes; Agaricales; Schizophyllaceae
Product: mitochondrial carrier
Exons: 6
Coding region: 28-906 (292 amino acids)
Biological process (GO): oxaloacetate transport; phosphate ion transmembrane transport; malate transmembrane transport
Molecular function (GO): succinate transmembrane transporter activity; thiosulfate transmembrane transporter activity; sulfate transmembrane transporter activity
Source: RefSeq, a predicted model, not a curated record